Aspergillus tanneri is the source of this 804-nucleotide messenger RNA. RefSeq lists its product as uncharacterized. Lineage: Eukaryota; Fungi; Ascomycota; Eurotiomycetes; Eurotiales; Aspergillaceae. The record is from RefSeq and is a predicted model, not a curated record. Bases 1 to 804 code for a protein of 267 amino acids. The transcript is spliced from 3 exons.
AUGAAGCUACUUGAUAGUGUCAUCAAGGAGACUCAGCUGAAACCUGGUGCUCUAGUGAACCUUGAGCGCAAAACUAUUAAUAAGGUCACUCUCUCCCGAACGGUAUGGUUCUUCCCUGCGGCACCAGCGUCACCAGUGGAAUGUACCACCUGGUCGAACAGAGACGUAUCCCUCUCCUGGGAAGGUACGAUGGAUAUAGAUUUUUUGAAAUGCGAGAGCAGGGGCAGCGAUACGGCAGUUCUAUCGUCAACUAGUCCCAAACAUGUCGCGUUUGGGAUCGGACGGUCGUGUUGUCGCAAAUUCCUCGCAGCCAACUUGGGCUCGAUUGUGGUGGCUAAGAUCUUACUUGAUUAUGAUAUUCGACUGGAGGAGGGUAUCUACGUGAAAUACCCCAGGGCUCGCAGCACACAAAACCAAAAGAGACCGGCACGCAACAGCGGCCAAAACAACCAACUUGCUCUUGACCGGGUUAUUCCGUUGAUAAUCAACCAUCUGCAACCGCACGUCCAGUCGUCAGCGACUUUUAUUUUCUCCGCACCCAGCGUAGUACAAAAUCAGCCAGAGCAAUCGAGUACGAAAAAUUGUUGCAUGGUGACGGGGUCCGGCGGGAAUAUGACCAUGGAUGCUACUACGAAAGGAAGAGUUGAGGAUACCUGCCAUUUAUGGACGACGGCGGAGGUUUUUGCCGAUCUAACGGAUGAGUUAGUUAAUUGGUUCCUGUGUGUCUAUAAAAAGGAUUUGGGUGAUUCUUACCAAGAGUACAACGUUGAGAAGGAAGCCACCAGGGCGUUUGCGAUGUUGUGA